Dendrobium catenatum is the source of this 1820-nucleotide messenger RNA. RefSeq lists its product as uncharacterized. Lineage: Eukaryota; Viridiplantae; Streptophyta; Magnoliopsida; Asparagales; Orchidaceae. The record is from RefSeq and is a predicted model, not a curated record. Bases 144 to 1265 code for a protein of 373 amino acids. The transcript has a single exon.
AUUACUUGGAGACGUUCAGUCCCGUAGCUAAGUUUCCUACGAUUCGUACUUUUCUUACUAUAGCUAUCACUAACAACUGGCCGGUACACCAGCUUGAUAUUACGAAUGCUUUUUUACACGGUAAUCUAAAUGAAACUAUCUUUAUGAAACAGCCGAAAGGAUUUGAGGACAACGAUCAUCCACACUAUGUGUGUAAACUCAAGAAAUCCAUAUAUGGAUUAAAGCAAUCUCCGAGACAGUGGUUCCAAACACUAUCCACUCAUUUACAAUCCAUCGGGUUUGUGGCAGGCAAAGCAGACACUUCUCUUUUCAUCAGGCGGAAAGACGACGUGCAAUUAUACAUGGUGAUCUAUGUCGACGAUAUACUACUCACAGGAAAUAGUCCCGAAAUGAUUACCAACACACUCGACAAACUCAAAAGCAAAUUCGAUAUGAAACAUUUGGGAUUUGCAAACAGUUUUCUCGGCAUUCAGAUAACCCGGACCAAAAACUCUUUCUUUUUGUCUCAAACUAAAUAUGCACAACAAAUUCUUAACACUGCAGGAAUGACCAAAUGCAAGCACCUUGCAAAUCCUUCUCAGACCAAACAACCAGACGUGUUGUCAUCAACUGCUCUUGAAUCCGAUCCAAAGUUAUACAGACAUUUAGUGGGAGCAUUGCAAUAUCUCACUUUAACUAGACCGGACAUAUCCUUUGCCGUUAACUCUCUGUGUCAACAAAUGCAUCAUCCAAUGCCUCCAAAUUUUAAUUCUCUGCAUCGUCUAUUAAGAUAUAUUAGUGGCACUCUAACAUAUGGUCUACCAAUUUCGCAGGGAUCUACAAUUCUCCAAUCUUUUUUCGAUGCAGAUUGGGCUGGUGAUAAGGACACAAGACGGUCCACAUCUGGCUAUUGUACAUUCCUAGGGAACACUCUUAUCUCCUGGAGUGUCAAGAAACAACACACAGUAGCACGAUCUUCUAUCGAAGCUGAAUACCGUGCACUUGCCGCUGCAUUGACCGACAUCAUAUGGUUACGAAGAUUGCUGCUCGACUUCAACAUCUCCAUCACGUCGCCGACAACACUGCACUGUGACAGCACAUCGGCCAUAGCAUUGGCCAAUAACCCGGUCUUCCAUUCAAGAACAAAGCACAUUGAGAUUGACCAUCAUUUCAUCCGGGAUCACAUAGACAUGAAAACGGUCAACAUAUUUCCCAUCUCAACAAAAGAUCAAGUAGCCGACAUCUUCACCAAACACUUAUCUAUGCCUCGCUAUCAAUUUCUUUGAGACAAGCUCACGGUUCAAUCCGACCCAUUAGCUUGAGGGGGUGUAUUAAGAAUACCUGCUAGAUAACCUGUAAUCAGUCUACAUGUAAUAAACCUGUAGUAGAGUCUGUUCUAUCUCAGGCUAUAUAUACUUAUGCUAUGUAUCUGCUCACGGUAGAGAAUAGAAUUACUGUUUCUAAAACUCCUUUCGUCAAACUAAAUGAAUCUGACUAUUCAAAUAAAAAAAGAUUAAUUUAAACAGACCGAAUCAAGCCUACAUAACAUAUUUAUAUUAUUUUUAACUUUAAACAUAAAUAAUAAUAAUAAUAAUAAUAAUAAUAAUAAUAAUAAUAAUAAUAAUCAAUUCGGUGCCAAACUAUUAUCAGUUUGUUGUAGCCAUAUCGAGCAAUGAACACCUUUAUAUGAUAAAGACUUGUUUAAAUAAACAUAUUUAUGCUCUUAUAAGCCAUUGUCAUAAAGCUUUGUUAAUGAAUUUUUUAAUAAUUUGUGGCCCAGAAAUAAUACCAUAUGCAUAUAUGAACAAAAACGCAAGCUUAAGAAAUAUGAAAAACGUGCG